CACACUGCAAGCGUCGAUCUCCAAAAGAGAAUUAAAUUUAUCGCGAGUUUAAGAUUAAGGAAGUUUUUGGCAACAAUUCGGGCCAGGGGAGCAGUUGGGGGGAGUUGUGACAAAAGCAAAAGAGGGCGCGCCGCCGGCUGCCAAUGGGGCAAUAGAAAACGGCAAGAGAAAGCAAAUAUUCUGAACAAAUUCGUUUCGGCGUUGCACCAGUGCAUGUUUGUGCCCGCGCGUGUGUGUGUGUGUGUGCGUGUCAACAUUUUGUUGUUGCUGUUGCGCUUUAUCUUUUUGUUUUGUGGCAAAGAAUGCAAUAAUUGUUGCUUUCCCCGAUUUUCCCGCUUGCAAAGUUACACCUGCCCAGUUCUUAAUACAAUACCCGUCUCCCUCGCUCUCGUGCGCGCCUGCGCCUGUGCUUUUUGUUGUUGUGUUGGUGCUGCUUACGUGUCUGCAGAGAAAACAACAAAAUCCGCGAAAAUAACUUAAAAAAACAUAAGAUGUGCAAGUUACUGAGACUUGUGCUGGUCUUGGCCAUCUGCCUCCUGCCCGCCUCCGCGGAGGCGGAGUACAGCGAAGUGCAGGUGAUCGGGGAGACGGAGAACUUCCUAGAGAAUCCCCACUAUCUGGACAAUGUUCAGAUCGGCGAGCUCUUUGCCCAGCUGGCCAAGGAUUAUCCGGAACUGGCGCAGACGUACACGAUUGGGAGAUCCCUGGAGGAUCGUCCCCUUCAGGCCCUGGCCCUAAGUGCCCCCACCUCGGAGGGCAAGGACGGGGAUCUGCUGCGUCCGAUGGUCAAGCUGGUGGCCAAUGUACGCGGCGACGAGGCCCUGGGUCGCCAGAUCGUGCUCUAUGCGGCCGAAUACCUGGCCAGUCACUACGUGGCGGACCAGGAGGUGCAGCGCCUGUUAAACACCACGGAGAUACAUUUCCUGCCCACCUGCAAUCCCGAUGGAUUCGCCGCCGCCAAGGAGGGCAACUGCGAAUCGCUGCCCAACUAUGUGGGACGCGGCAAUGCGGCCGGCAUCGAUCUGAAUCGUGAUUUUCCCGAUCGCCUCGAGCAGUCCCAUGUCCACCAGCUGCGAGCUCAAUCCCGUCAGCCGGAAACGGCGGCCCUGGUCAACUGGAUUGUGAGCAAGCCGUUCGUGCUCUCGGCCAACUUCCAUGGCGGCGCUGUGGUGGCCAGUUAUCCCUACGAUAACUCCAUUGCCCACAAUGAGUGCUGCGAGGAGAGCCUGACCCCCGAUGAUCGUGUGUUCAAGCAGCUGGCCCACACCUACUCGGACAACCACCCGAUCAUGCGGAAGGGCAACAACUGCAACGACAGCUUCUCCGGCGGCAUCACCAACGGCGCCAACUGGUACGAGCUGUCCGGCGGCAUGCAGGACUUUAACUACGCCUUCAGCAACUGCUUCGAGCUGACCAUCGAGCUCUCCUGCUGCAAGUUCCCGGCCGCCAGCACACUGCCGCAGGAGUGGGCGCGGAACAAGGGAUCGCUGCUGCAGCUGCUGCGGCAGGCGCAUAUCGGCAUCAAGGGUCUGGUGCAGGAUGCCAGCGGCUAUCCCAUAGCCGAUGCCAAUGUCUACGUGGCCGGACUGGAGGACAAGCCCAUAAGGACGUCGAAGCGCGGGGAAUACUGGCGCCUAUUGACCCCGGGCCUAUACAGCGUCCAUGCCGCUGCCUUUGGCUACCAGGCAAGUGCCCCGCAACAGGUGCGGGUGACCAACGACAACCAGGAGGCACUGCGCGUCGACUUCAAGCUGAAGCCCGUCGAGACGAACUUUGAUGGCAACUUCCGGAAGGUCAAGGUGGAGCGCUCGGAGCCGCCGGAGAAGCGCAAGGAGCAGUUCCACGGCUUCCUCACCCCCACCAAGUUCGAGCAUCACAACUAUACAGCCAUGGAGAGCUUCCUGCGUGAGAUCUCGGCCAGCUAUCCCUCGCUGACCCGCCUCUACAGCAUCGGCAAGAGCGUCGAGGGCCGCGACCUGUGGGUACUGGAGAUCUUCGCCACGCCCGGAGCCCAUGAGCCGGGCGUGCCCGAGUUCAAGUACGUGGCCAACAUGCACGGCAACGAGGUGGUGGGCAAGGAGAUGCUCCUGCUGCUGACCAAGUACCUGCUGGAGCGCUAUGGCAACGAUGACCGCGUGACCCGGAUGGUGAACGGCACCCGGAUGCACUUCCUGUACAGCAUGAAUCCCGAUGGCUAUGAGGUGUCGCGGGAGGGCGAUCGCACCGGCGGCGUGGGACGGGCCAAUGCGCACGGGAUCGAUCUGAACAGGAACUUCCCGGACCAGUACGGUACGGAUAGGUAUAACAAGGUGACUGAGCCCGAGGUGGCCGCCCUGAUGAACUGGACCCUGUCGCUGCCCUUCGUCUUAUCAGCCAAUCUCCAUGGCGGCUCCCUGGUGGCCAACUAUCCGUACGAUGACAACGAGAACGACUUCAACGACCCCUUCAUGAGGCUCCGCAACUCAAGCAUCAACGGGCGGAAACCCAAUCCCACCGAGGACAAUGCUCUGUUCCGGCACCUGGCCGGCGUUUAUGCCAAGGCCCACCCCACCAUGCAUCUGGGCCAGCCGUGCGAGCUCUUCCAGAACGAGUACUUUGCCGAGGGCAUCACCAACGGGGCGCAGUGGUACAGCGUCACGGGCGGCAUGCAGGACUGGAACUACGUGCGGGCCGGCUGCCUGGAGCUCACCAUUGAGAUGGGCUGCGACAAGUUCCCCGUGGCCGCCGAGCUGCCCAAAUACUGGGCGGACAACCGCGAGCCCCUGCUGCAGUUCAUCGAGCAGGUGCACCACGGCAUCCAUGGAUUCGUGCACAGCACCAUUGGCACGCCCAUCGCCGGCGCUGUGGUUCGCCUGGAUGGAGCGAAUCACUCCAGCUACAGCCAGACAUUUGGCGACUACUGGAAGCUGGCGCUGCCGGGACGCCACAACCUCACCGUUCUGGGCGACAACUAUGCUCCGCUGCGCGUGGAGGUGGAGGUGCCCGAGGGCGAGCCGCACGAGAUGCGCAUGGAUGUCACCCUGAUGCCGGACGAUCCGCAGCACUGGGCGUCGGCCAACGACUUCCGGAUCAUUGAGAAUGUGGUGAACACGCGCUACCAUACCAAUCCGGAGGUCAGGGCCCGCCUGGCUGAGCUGGAGAACCAAAACGGGCAGAUAGCAAGCUUCGGCUAUGCGGACAAUGAGUUUAGCAGAUACUUUAACUACCUGAAGAUGACCUCGGAUAUCGGGGAGCCCGAGGAGCACAAGUACAAGCUGUUGGUGAUGAGCUCUCUCUAUGACACGGCCGCUCCGCUGGGCAGGGAGCUCCUGCUGAAUCUGGUGCGUCACCUGGUCGAGGGCUUUAAGCUGCAGGAUGUCGCGGUGGUCCAGCUGCUGCAGCGCAGCGUCAUCUACUUCUUGCCGCAGACGCAGAAGUUCCAGCAGGUCUUUGCCAUGUACAACGACAACUCCUCCGUUUGCGAUCCCGUUUUGGGCGAUGAGCUGGCCGAACGCAUCCUCAGUCCGGAGACCGACCAGGCCAAGGACAUGUUCCUGCAGUUUCUGCACAGCGAGAACUUCGAUCUGAUGCUCACCUUUGGGGCGGGCAGCUCGGACCUGAGCUAUCCGCGCGGCGACUCGGUGCUGGAGAGAUUCGCCCACGGCAUGCAGCGCACGGAGUUCAACUACUCGCCGCUGCAGUGCCCCAGCUCCGCCACGCGGCAGCUGCACCAGGAGACGACGGAGCGUCUGACCAACAUGCUCUACCGCCUGUACAACCUCCCGGUCUACACGCUGGGCGUGGCCUGCUGCCGGAUGCCCCACCACAAGCAGAUUGCCUCCGUGUGGCGCAAGAACAUUGACAAGAUCAAGAACUUUUUCGCCUUGGUGCGGACGGGAGUGAGUGGUUUGGUGCAGAACGACAAGGGGCAGCCGCUGCGUGAGGCCUUUGUCCGGCUGCUGGAGCACCAGCAGCGCGUCUACAAUGUGACCAAGAAUGCGGCUCGCUUCCAGCUGAUGCUGCCGCACGGCAGCUACGGUUUGGAGGUGACUGCUCCCAACUACGAGUCGCAGAUUCUAAAGGUGGACAUACAGGAUGGCCAGGUAAUGGAGCUGGGCACUGUUCGCCUGCAUCCGUUCACCCUGAUCCGUGGCGAGGUUCUAGAGCUGCCAAACAAGCUGAGUGGAGCUGGAGCUCUGGCUAGCAUUGCGGGCCUUGUGCUGGACGAGAACAAUCAUCCGGUGCGCAAUGCCAAGGUCUCGGUGGUGGGCCAAUCCCAGCUAAGGAACUUCACCAACAGUUUGGGCCAGUAUCACCUAGGGGCAGUGCCUUUGGGCAUUAUCACCCUAAAAGUGGAGGCGCCGCGUCACCUGGAGGCCUCAAGGGAGCUGCAUCUGAACCAGGGCGCCACGGAAAAUGUGGUCUUCCGGCUGAAGGUCAACGAGCAUGUGUUUGGCCUGCCGCGCUUCCUCUUUAUACUGUUUGCCAGUGUCCUGAUCAUCGUCGGCGUGGUGUUGUGCGUUUUGUGUGCCCAGUUUUGGUUCUAUCGCCGCCACCGGGGCAACAAGCCGUACUACAACUUUUCGCUGUUGCCGCAGAAGAGCAAGGAGCAGCACUUUGAUCUCGAGGACGACGAGGCGGGCGACGAUGGCGAGACGGAGCUGUUUCGCUCGCCCAUUAAGCGUGGCAUGACCAUUCAGCCUUACUUUGAUGAGGAGCAGCUGGAGCGUAUACUGCACACAGAUGAGGAGGACGACGAGGACGAGGAUGGUCCCCACAUGGAGCCGGAACUGGAUGUGGCCGAUGACAGUGGCGAUGAGAUUGUGAUGCUGCACAAUCAUGGCCAGAAGCGUCGCCACUAAGGGACUCUGUCCUGGCACACACAACACACAACAUAACUGUGAUUCAAACGUUUUCAAGCGAUGAGGAGAGAAGAAACCAGCGCCAGGCUUUGCUCUUACCUUUUAUUUUUAUAUAUUUUUUUUAAUUUUAUUAUUAUUAAUGUAACUUAAAUUGAUGAGCAUCACAAUCCGUCAGCUUUAAAUAGAGAAUGUUGUGCCCCCAAGAAGACGAAUCUCUCGCUUAGCACCCGUCCUGCAACCGUAUCCUGUGGGCUUUAUUGUAGAACCUAACUUAAGACUGAGAGCCUUGUGGCAGCAAAAAGCAGAGAAGAAGCAAAAGCAAAGACACGAAUCUAGCGAAAUAGAAUCAAAAGCAAAAGCAUAAAGGCAAAAUUUUCAUUUUUUUUAUUUGUAAAUUCAAGAAAAAUGUGUUUUGUUUAAUCACAAAUUCCAAUUUUCUAUGUCCAUUUGGCUUCCAAAAUCGAAGAGACACACAACACCCCAACAGAGUUAACACAGAGCUUUUGUAACAAUUCCCUUGAUUAACUUUAUAUUAGAGGUACUACUGUACAGUGUACACACACCAAAAUAUGCAUAUUUACUGCACGAUUUAACCGAUUUAAUGUACGUUUUAAGCUAGAGCCCAGACUAAGGAGUUGAAAUCAAAUGAGUGGUGCAGCAUUUACCUAUAAACUAUAUACUAUAUAGUACUAUAUACUAUAUACUGUGUACUGUAUAGUACUAUAUACUAUAAACUAUAUACUAUAUAGUACUAUAUACUAUAUACUACUUUAUACUAUAUACUGUAUGUAUAUAUACCCAUUUACCGUAUACAUAUCCGCAAAAAUAUGGCAAUUAUAUAACUAAAUGUGAAAU
This is a messenger RNA of Drosophila kikkawai, 5696 nucleotides long. RefSeq names its product Carboxypeptidase D svr (gene svr). Lineage: Eukaryota; Metazoa; Arthropoda; Insecta; Diptera; Drosophilidae. The record is from RefSeq and is a predicted model, not a curated record. Gene Ontology annotation, molecular function: metallocarboxypeptidase activity; zinc ion binding. Gene Ontology annotation, biological process: protein processing; peptide metabolic process.